Myotis daubentonii (Daubenton's bat) is the source of this 1041-nucleotide messenger RNA. RefSeq names its product chromosome 7 C2orf88 homolog (gene AKAP19). Gene Ontology annotation, molecular function: protein kinase A regulatory subunit binding. Lineage: Eukaryota; Metazoa; Chordata; Mammalia; Chiroptera; Vespertilionidae. The record is from RefSeq and is a predicted model, not a curated record. Bases 1 to 345 code for a protein of 114 amino acids. The transcript has a single exon.
AUGGGCUGCAUGAAGUCCAAGCAGACCUUCCCCUUCCCCUCCACCAUCGAGAGGUGUGAGCCGCGGGUGCCGACGCCCGUCACCCAGGACGGGGAGGACGUGGAGGAGGUGGAGGUGGAGGAGGUGGCGGAGGUGGAGGAGGCGGAGGUGGAGGAGGUGCAGGCGGUGGAGGAGGCGGAGGAGCCCGCACAGCCCGCGGAGCCCAAAGUCGUGGUGUCCGAGUUCGCGCACCGCCUGUCGCAGGAGAUCCUGAGUGGCGCCCUGCAGCAGUGGGCGGAUGGCAACGCCAAGUACGCGGACAUCCCGUUCAUCGAGAGCGACGGCCUGGGCGUGGCCCAGCGAUGACGGCGGGGCUGCGGGCAGAGUCGGUGCUGGUUCACAUACAUGAAACAGAAGCAAAGCGUUGUAUGAAUAAACACAUGUGACUCCUUCUAAGUAAAGGCCAGUCUAUGACAAUCGCCACAGCACAGGCCCCAGUGAAAUGUGUCUGCAGCAGGUGCUCCCCGUGGUGCGAGUUCCGCGGAGAGGGCGAGCCACAGGCCUGUGGUCCCGCCGCCAUCUGGGUGCCCGAGACAGGACAGCAGCGCCAUCAAUAAAAACGCAAUAGUGCCCAAGGCUCCAAGCGGCCUGGAGACACCCCCGAACUAACCAGUACCUGUGCUCGUUUACACCGAAACCCCACGGCACGGAGAGGAUUUUUCGGGAAAUGCCGUGGCAGUGGUGGUGCUCGAGCCACAGGGAUCCGCAGUGGGUUCUGUUUGUCAGAACCAUGUGCGCCCAGGAUCCCCAUCUCCUACCCCAAUGGCCCCGCUUUAGGAAUCAGCUCUGAGGAGAGAGCCCCCAGGAGCCUGUCCUUUGGACACGUACGCUGCCCUGGCCGGGGCUCGGGGGUGGGAGUGGGGUCUGUACGCCCAAAGGCUGUGGCUUGAUUCCCGUCAGGGUCCAUACCGAGGUUGUGGGUUCAAUCCCCGAUAGGGGCAACCAGUGUUUCUCUCUUCCCCUUCCUCUCUCUCUCAAAACAAUAAAAACAUCCUGGAGUGA